CUGAAAGGAAAUCCUCUCUGUAGUGAUAUGAAUAAAAGACAAGACUUAUUUUACAAUAUGCAAAUAUUGCAUAAUUCUAAAACAAUCCCAGGACACAUCUACAGAAGUCUAUCUAGUUGUUUUGGUGCGUUCUUCUCUGCGAGCAGCUCUCGCGCUCCUCCUAGCGGACAUGGAAUUGGACGGAAUUCCAGACCCGACUGCGCAUGCGCGGACGAAAACUCCAUGAUUUUUUUUUUUUUUUUUUUUUGGCACGGGAUCCCAAGGAAAAAAUAGGAACUUGGAAACCGAGAUAAACUGAAAGCAGCGUCUCAAAGGCAUUAUCAACCCCUCGCUCGCGUAUGUACACUGCGAAGACGCGUAGGAGAGCGCCGGAGCUUUGAAUGAAGCGCUCGCACGCUCAGGAUUCACGCGAAAUUGGACGACGAUGGACGGGGCGCAAUAAAACCGAGCGUUAUUGCUCUUUGUUUUUAAGCAGGACGGCUCGGAUGGUGCGCGGGGAUGAAGACGCGGGGAAGUGGCUAAAAUCGCACGGCGUUGAUAACAGCUCCCGCAACGGCGACAUUUGCGACUCGAGUGCGUCGAGACGCUCGUUCAGUCUUCAGUCUGCGUUGUGCAGCGCGCCGAAGAAGCAGGAAACUUCGUAAACACAGAGAUUGUCAGCUUCUGGAGAGUUCCAUAGAAGCAUCCCAGUCUGUUUGAGAGGACCGGAGAGGAUUGCGUGUCAAGACGGAUUUGUUGUUGUAUUGCGUUGUGCUUUGUUAAUGCUGCGUAGAUGUCCUCCAAAGAGUGUAUUUCACGAUUGGUGCUGACCAAGGCUGUAUAAAAAUGAACAGGAGCUGGAUGUGUGUGAGCAGAAAAUGACGGGGGACAGUGAGAGUGCAGCAGGAGAAAAAGAUGGAGAUACGACGCUCAUCGCUCAGAUCCCGGUUGGCUGGCAGAGGAAGGCGCAAGAUGGGGCUGUGUCUUACAUCAGCCCAAGUGGUACAGUCCUUCGAUCUGUGGAUGAGGUGAGGGUGUAUCUGCGGACAGACGGCACAUGUAAGUGUGGUCUCGAGUGCCCUCUGGUCCCAAAUAAGGUCUUUAAUUUUGACCCUGCUGCGAUGGUCCAAGCUCCUGGUCAUCAGUCAGGGAAAACAGAGGAAGACAUGACCAAACUCUGUAACCAUCGCAGGAAAGUUGAUGCCAUGGCGGCGUUAUGCCAAAGCAUGCAGCCCUCCCAUCUUCCCUCGCCGGCUCAAGCCACAGGUGUUGUAUGCUCAGUGGACGGCAGAGAGGCGAGAGGAUCAAUGGUGGCUCAUGGAGACGGCGCCCACUGCACUUACCCUCAGCCGAGACACAACCAACCCAAAUCCAACAUUGGCUUUCCUUUGUCCUCUCCCCGUUCUGUUCUGCAAAAUGGUUCUGUUAGCCAUGCCUCUAUUUCUCGGCAUUCAGAACAGGGUUCACCUUUAAAGAAACCUCAAACGCCAGUGGGCUGCAUGCCUGGUUACCUUAAGCAGCAGUGGAGCCCUCAUCCACCACAAAGGACAAUACACAACCCCACUUCUCCUAACGGUGUAAAACCAGGUGUACACACGCAUAUGCAUCCUCCAGACCCCUCCAGUUCCUAUUCCUUAUCCCCCUCUUCAUCCUUAGCGCUGAGUGGUCGAGCAGCUUUGCCACACUCCCAGGGAGCAAGUGUUAAGUCGCCCUCUCCUCUGUCACCCUCACGUACCUUGGACACUUUCUCACCCCACCAACGCUCUCGCCACUCUUCGACGUCCUCGCUCUCAGAACACGGGGCCCAAAGGUCCGUCUUCAUUCAGGGAGGCAAACCGUUGCAGUCCACCACGCCGUGCUCCUCUCCCAAGCUUCCUCUUGCGCCUUCCAGCCCGUGUAGUCGCUUGGAGGGCAUCCUGCAGCACUACAAAGACUGUAGUACCUCCAACACAAGCUCCAGUGCUAAUUCUAGCAACCAAAGCAACUAUCAGAUGUCACAAGCCCCGUCGUUGGUGCAUCCCAACGUAGGCGACAAGAGGAACGGACUGAGUUCUCCUCAAGCCCCAAGUCUGCUUGGCCUUCCACUAGGACAGAUUCUAAACCAACAGAAGAGCCAGCAAAAGGGCCACAUCAACAACUCUUUCCCGGCCAGCAGCCUCCUCUCCGCGGCCGCCAAAGCCCAGCUGGCCAACCAGAAAACUCAGCUCAAUGCAGCCGAAGCGCUGGCCGCACUCCCUCUUACGGGCUUGGACAAGGAACAGCAGUCAAAGGUAUUGAUUAGCACUUUAAACAGUAGCGUCCACCCAACUUCCGCCAGAGCACAGUCCCUGACCGCCCUGUUGCUUCCGCACUGCCCUUCCCCAGCAUCCCCUGCUGUCGCUGAGAAAAAUUUGCGGCGCAAACGGCAGAGGCGCUCGCCCACCGUUUUGAGCAUGCUCAAAGACUCGCAGUUAGUUCGGACCGCAGGAGAUCUCUCCGGGCCGCCUCUGCUUAUCUCCCCCUGCCUUUUGCCACCUUCUCCUCCCGUACCUCACUUAGACAACCACCGGCUACCUGUCGCUCCUCCGAAUGCCUCCAGGUUGCAGGAUUCGGAGGAAGGCAGGAAGCCCGGAUUUGCUAAUUCCCUCCCAUCUCCAUCCCAGCCCCUUUCCACCCUGCUUCAGCUUCUUAGCAUGCAAAGUGCAACCCAGCAAUCCAGCGGCGCCACUGCCAUGCCUGGCAACAGGCACACAAACACAUUGCCCUCUUCACCAAGACCAAUCACUCCACAGACGCCCCAGUGUGACGUGCAGUCCACAUUACGUUUACUCAACCCCACCCCGCAACCUCAACCCCAAAGCACAGUGCCCAUGCCAGAACCUCCUAUCCAACAACCCCCAUCCCAAUCCUUUCCUUUAAUGGGUGACGAGACAACCAUGAACCUCAAAACAACCUCCAGCAACGCCAUCCUGAACUUGAGCCAGCCCCACACGGGCACAACGCCAGACCUCAACAGUUCAAUUCUGAGCAUGAUGAACCAGAUGUCCUCAACAUACUUGCUACCAUUCCUGGAGAAAGGUUGUGGACCCAAAACAACAGAGACUUGUCCUGACCACAGUACCUACCAAAUUAACCAGUCAAACCACAGCCAAGCUGUGGAAAGUAAAGGUCCUGAAGAGUCGAUGGAUCAGCCGGACUCGGACACAAGAUUGCUGGGUGGCUGUGAGCCGGACCACAGCCUCUCUCUGCCCAAUGCCCCCUCUUCCGACCUUUCUAACCCCACAAAUGACCCUGCUGUUUCCCUUGCAGAGGCUUUUCCCUUCAUGUCCCAAGAACAGCUCCUCCAGCUUCUUUCCUCCAAUGCCGGUCUGCCUUCCCUGCUGCCGCCCUUCCUUGGCUCCCUGCCUUUAGGGGUCUGGACGGGGAGCCAACCUUCGGUGCCCGGCAGUGCCCAAGCCCAGCCAACCAGUGCCAUCCUAAACCAGGGCUCUCCUCUCAAUGUCCUAAACCAGGGCGAGCUUCCUCUCAACCUCGUGAGCCUGUUAAAUCCGCCAGGUUCUGCUGCGCCGCUGCCCCCUGUUGCAGGGCUGGAAGGUGGUGAAAAACCCCCUGGGCUUCAAGCCCUCCUCAUGGCUUCGUUGCUGCUCGGCCAGAACCCGGCUGCUAUGUUGCCACUACCAGCGCUCAACCUGGAGCUUCCUACACUGCAGCAGGUCUUCGCAGAUGGAGUGUCCCUGGAGAAGACCCCCGCUCUGCUGGACUCGGUCCUGAUGGGGCCGGGGCUCCUGGAAGCUCUUCAAACUCUAGCUCCCAGCGCAGACGGCCAGUCACUACUUUUUUCCACCUCCCUCACUCCACCCCCUCCCGCCUUCCUGUCCCUCAACCCCGCUCUGCUGGCCGCAGCUCUCGCCCAGACCGAACCCCUACCCAACCACGCACCAUCCCCCCCGCCUCAUUCUCAGGGGACUCUGUCCAGCCCUGCUCUAGUUUCUACCUCGGUGUCCUGCGGCCCUCUGGUGUCCAGCACGGGGCCGGAAGUGUGUGACCCACUGGCUGACCAGGACAAGAACAACACCCAGUCACAUCAUUUCCUGCCGCCUCUACUCGCCCCCGGGGUUCUUGGUGAGCUCGCAGCUCUAGGGAACAUCAGCAGUCUUCACGGUUUAUUGGGAGCCGGAGCGCUGCUUCUGCCUCAGGGCCAGUCUCUGAGCGUCCCGCUAGCACAGAACCAGACCGCGCUCAACCCGCUCACCUGUCUGCAGCUGGCGAUGGCGCCGGAGCUCCUGGGAGAGAAGCAUGAGACGCCUCCGUCACAGGAACAGCUUCCGUCGGCUCAGAUGUCCCAGGGUUCCCUGCUCGACCCGCUCCAGACGCCGCUGCAGCAGAGAGAGUCCUCCACGGGCUGCGGUCAGGGACUGUUUGACCCGUACGGCUCCUUCAUGGACACCAUCUACACGUCCUUCCUGCAGGUCAGCGAGCGUGGCUCCGACUCGACGCCGCUGUCGUACCCCGAGCUCCCGCCGCUCCUCCAGCAGACCAGCGCCCCGCCGUCCCUCAGCCCGCGCCGCGCCUGUUCCGUCCACAACCCGGACCUGUCCCGCCUCGGCAUGGACACGGCGCAGUCCCCGGCCCGCGGGACGCCCAAACUCAGCGAGGACCCGUCCACGCCGCCGCCCUGCAAACCCGCGGGAGACGACGCCCUGGAGGAGGCCAAGACCGACGGCUCAACUACAGUGUGCCUCUACAGCAACGGGAUCGGCUCCGGAGCGGAGGGACGAGGAGAUGAUGAAGAGGAGGAUGGACGAAGGCCGCAGGGGUAUUUGAGUCCGGGAGAGCGGCUCAGAGAGGCAGCCGAGGACAUCAGAGACGCAGAGCAGGCUGAAGAUGUGCACACAGGAGCCAGAAGGGGGCGCAAGAGGAAACAGACGCUGCGGAGAGGAGCGGAGCUGGCGGAGAGCAUCAUCGAGGAGCCGAUGAUAGCGCCGUCCAGACCCGCGCGGCCCGCCAGAGUGAAGAGGCGCCGCGUCGUCCGAUAGAUCCCGCCGUACUUUCCCGCCAACACCAGCACUGUUUCCAUGGCAACACCGCACUGUGAAGAGUCUCCGUGAUCCGCUCCUCCUCGAAUGCGACUGAUGCUACAUUGUUACAUUUGCAAACAGUUACCAGGCAACCAAUGAUAACUAUUGAUAAAUUGUUUCAUCAGUUUAGGAAUAGUUAUUGUUCGUUAACUUCUUGUUUCGUGAUUGACAGCUCUGAUUUAAAGGAAUAGUUCUGGCAAAAAUUAAAAUGAGCUGUAAAUGUGUUCAGUGUCUCAUCAGUGGAUGCUCUGCAGUGAAUGGGUGCCGUCAGAAUGAGAGUCCAAACAGCUGAUAAAAACAUCACAAUAAUCCACAAGUAAUCCACAGC
Messenger RNA from Cyprinus carpio (common carp), 5364 nucleotides. RefSeq names its product proline-rich protein 36-like (gene mbd6). The coding region runs from base 858 to 4994 and encodes 1378 amino acids. NCBI's taxonomy places the organism in Eukaryota, Metazoa, Chordata, Actinopteri, Cypriniformes, Cyprinidae. The transcript is spliced from 13 exons. Gene Ontology annotation, molecular function: chromatin binding; DNA binding. Gene Ontology annotation, cellular component: chromocenter; nucleus. The record is from RefSeq and is a predicted model, not a curated record.